AUACUAUCUCGUGACUGCAGGCAAUGAAAUGACAUAAAAUGGCUUCAAACAUCGCAUCACAACUUUCUUUAGUGUCGGAGUCGCUAUAUGUGGGACUGUGUCUUUCAUUGGGGACCUCUCAACAGGUGGCCAUGAGAAGGGAUAUAGCGGAUAUCAUCGAAAAAGUGGGUAGUCUAGUCAGAUCAAGCGACAUGUUCCAACGCAUGGUCAGUGGAAGUUACAAAGAAGGAUUCCGACUGUCGGGGUCAGAUAGAGACACCAUGUUUUGGCCCACUGACCACAAGGUACUUUGGAACAUAUCGCAGCUUCAGUUCUAUAACAUACACAGCGAGACUUUGAUUCUCUGCGAUUGUUCUGAAAGCCCACCGGGGUUCGCCUUACUUCAAUUACUGACGCCAAAACUUCCGAUUCUUUCAUCUUGCAUUACACUGAAAGGUAAACUUUACAUAUCUAGUUCCAAAUAUCGACAGCGUAUGUGUUCCACAAUCAUUCCUAAUUCUACGAUACAUGGACCUUGUGGAAGUGGAUCUAUAGGUGGUUUAGAAUUUGAUAACGCCCACUGUUUUGCCUCAGACUUUUGGCCUCCAUCUGCCUCUUCUUGGAUAGACAGAUGUCACUCAUGGCCCAAUCCACAGGCUAUAUGUGAUAUAGUACUAAAGGGAUGUCAUUUUGUAGCAAUAGGAAAUAAAUUUGGAAAUCAAGAAGACCAUGAAUGGAGAAUAUCAUUCGCAGUUGCAGAACAAAAACUUGUGCGUGGAAUGAAUCAUUGUCAAUUUCUUACUUAUGGUUUGCUUAAACGAUUCUUAAAAGAAGUCAUUAACAAAGGAUUAAUUGAUGAGAAAAAGUUGCUGUGUUCAUACUACAUGAAGACAGCAGUUUUCUGGGUGAUACAACAAAACACGAAACUUCAUUGGUUUCCACAAAAUCUCCUGGAGUGUUUCUGGGUCUGCUUCAAACUCAUUCUCAAAUGGGUGUAUGAGGGAGUCUGUCCUAACUUUUUCAUUCCUCAAAAUAACAUGUUUCUGAAAGUCCAUGGUGAAGCACAAAGAAAAUUAUUUGUUAGACUGUACGGUUUGUAUGAGGAAGGGUUAGAAUGUCUGCUAAAAAGUAGCUCCAUCAAUUCCCUUAUUGUGAAUAUCCCCCAUAACCCCAGACGCUCUAUCAGUCCAGAUGAUCACACUCUCAUAUCCGAGUUCGCAUUUGAUGUUGAAAUAUUUAGGGAGUUAUGUCAUAGGGGUGAAUUAUACCCACAUGACCUACCUAGCUGUAUGAUGCACCUACAUGCCAUGGAAAAGCUGAUUGGUUCACCUCUGACACAGUAUCAAGUUGUGAUAUUACAAAAACUUACAUCCACCAUUCUUCAAAGAACUGCUAAUAUAAUACAUAACAUGGUUAGACACACAGGGGUGAACAAAAAAUCUACAUUGUUGACAAAAUGUCGCGUCACAUGUUGAAAUUAUCAGCCAAGUUUGGUUGUAUUUCUGACAUGCUGUACAUAGCUAUGUAUUAUUACAAGACGUAUAGAUACAAACAAGUUUUAUCUAUAACACAGGUGAUAAAGGCAAAGUUAGCACAACCAUACGUGAUGUAUAGAUUUAAAGGAGAUGCAGAAAUGUACACUGAGGCUGUAGGAGGACAGUCAUGGUCUACAAAGUUAAAAAAAGCUGUUGCAUGGAAUGUGGGACUUGAAAAUUUUAGCGGCUACAUGUACAUCAAUGAAUUAAUGCCGGAGCAUUCAUCUGGCAUAGGAAACAUGGAUCACUUCGAACCGUUGUUAAUAAUCCCGCCAUUUAUACUGCUGUAUUUAUUAGAGAUUUUAUGCUACAGACACACCAACAUAAAAAGAGGACAAAAAGCUCUGAAUGAUCUAAAGACCCUAGUUCACUAUGAUCAGGGACAGUUUAUAGAUAUAAUUCUCAGAGACAUCUCCUGGCAGAUUCUGGGGAUCUGUCAACAGGUGACAGGGGACUUUCACGCUGCUCUAUACUCAUACCAAUAUUCACUCCACCAGUUGCCAUAUAACAAAAUACAGAUUGCCACAAUGAUCAGAAUAAUAAUAGCAAUCUAUAAACUCUUAAAUGUUUUUUAG
Messenger RNA from Saccostrea cuccullata (small rock oyster), 2089 nucleotides. RefSeq lists its product as uncharacterized. Lineage: Eukaryota; Metazoa; Mollusca; Bivalvia; Ostreida; Ostreidae. The record is from RefSeq and is a predicted model, not a curated record. Bases 39 to 1454 code for a protein of 471 amino acids. The transcript has 2 exons.